This is a messenger RNA of Megalobrama amblycephala (Wuchang bream), 2899 nucleotides long. Its product is annotated as zinc transporter 1. The coding region runs from base 892 to 2361 and encodes 489 amino acids. The record is from RefSeq and is a predicted model, not a curated record. Gene Ontology annotation, molecular function: zinc ion transmembrane transporter activity; calcium channel inhibitor activity. The transcript has 4 exons. Gene Ontology annotation, biological process: detoxification of zinc ion; zinc ion transmembrane transport; intracellular zinc ion homeostasis. Lineage: Eukaryota; Metazoa; Chordata; Actinopteri; Cypriniformes; Xenocyprididae. Gene Ontology annotation, cellular component: Golgi apparatus; membrane; endoplasmic reticulum.
UGGAUGGAUGGAUGAACUGGUGGAUAGAUAGACUGAUGGAUGGAGGGAGAGAGGGAUGACGGACAGACUGAUUGAUGGAUGAACAGACUGAUAGAUAGAUAGAUAGAUAGAUAGAUAGAUAGAUAGAUAGAUAGAUAGAUAGAUAGAUAGAUAGAUAGAUAGAUAGCAAUUUUUGAUUGACAAUUGAAUUUGGUUCUGCUUCUACAAUUUAUAGGUAAAUAAUUAGACACAAAUUUGUCGUUUCAUCAAGAGAACAGGAGGUGCAAAAAAUAAAGGAUAAAUGUUUAUGGGAAACUGUACAUUGUCCCCCUGUUAGUCAUUAAUAUCUGCAGACUGAUCAGAGUAACAGUUAUUCAACACAUUACUGAUCAACCUGACAUACAUGAUGUUAAAUCUGGACUGUGACAACCACGAGCUCUCUGAGGUCAGAGUGUUUCCGCUCAGGUAAGAGCUCGUCCGCCGCAGUCCCGCUGUGUUUUGACUGUGUCCGGCUGUUGGUUUAGUGCUUUAAAGAGCCUCUCAGCUGUCAAACACUCAAUGUGACGUGUUAGUUUUCGGCCUAGUGUUCUCUGCCAGAUCUGUGUGGAGAUUCCCUCAGGCACAGAGAGGGUUAAAAAGAGCCUUUCCAUGUGAAAUCCCUUCGUAGACGUUUUUUUCUACGCAUCAGUUGGGGAGCUCUGAAAGCAAGCCGUGAGAAAAUGAGGUGAAAUCAGUGCAGAGAGAAGCACAGAAGUGAAGCGGCGGACUGAAGAUCCUCACAUGAUAGUGCUUACAGACACAUCCCUCUCCGGCGGUCACACACUCUCUCCACUGCACUGGGAACUUUGGGAACAGCAUCCCAUGCUGGUGUGAAGACUUUCUGUAGCACUCAGGACAUCCUCAAACAGGUCAAUGGCGAGGAUAUCGACUCAUAAGUGCAUGCUGGUCUUGACCUUGACCUUCCUGGUCUGUGAGAUUGUGGUCGGCCGAAUCUGCAGAUCCCUACUGAUCGCGGUGGACAGCUUCCACACGCUCUAUGUCUUCAUACAUUUGUCUCUAUCCGCAUUAAAGCAUCAUCCUAAUUCUACCUCCACCACCACUGGUUCCUCCCUUCCAAACAUCUCCGCUUCUGAAGGCCCGAGUCCUCUGUACGAUGAGCAGCACUACAGAAGGAUGCGUCUCGAGCCGUUUGGCAUCCUGAUCUCAGCUCUGUUAAUGGCGUCUCAGUGCGUCUCCAUUAGUCUGGAGAUUCUCACUCACCUCGUGCAGCCAGAAGCCAUUCAACACCCACUCUUGUCUAUUGUGGUUGGAGGAGUUAGUCUGUUAUUCAAUAUACUCGUGUUGGCCUGGAGAAGGAAGAGCAGCGGGAUGGAUGAAGCUGCUGAUGGGAUCAACAAGUGCCUGAUGCGAAACGACCCUCAUUCUACAUCAGAAAGCAAAGAAAGCGCUCUCCAGGACGACGCACUGAUGUUCUGCAACCCUGAAGCUUCUAGUGUUUUGGAUCCAGAUCAAGGCUCUCAGGACGGCUCUUCUGAGUUACCAAACCUCAGCGUCAUUAAACCAGUUUCUGAGUCCAAUUCCGGGAUCGGUGAAAGUUCUCAGGAAAUCAUUCAGCCUGCAGAGCAACUUCCAGAAGAACCUCAUCACUCCACCUGCACCGAACACUCUGUUUCCCAGUGUAUCCCUAAAGGAUCCAGGUUUAGAAGACUGCAGCUCGGCUCCAUCAGUGUGGUCCAGGACCUUCUGUGUUCAGUGCUCAUUGUGACUAACGGUCUGGUUCUCCUGCUCUCUGAAGCGCACUGCCAUCGGCCUCACUCGGACUGUCAUCUCCUGGUCUAUAUGGACGCAGGUUUCUCCACAGUGGGUGUGCUGGUGCUGUUAUCCACGGCCCUGCCGAAGCUGCACCGCUAUGGGCUGCUGGUUCUCCAGGCGCCGCCGCUGCAUCUCUCCGUCGGUCAGGUGCGGCUUUGCCUCAGUGAAGUGCCGGGCGUGUUGUCGGUUCACGAGCUGCACGUGUGGCAGCUGUCAGACGCGCUGAUGGUGGCGUCGCUGCACGUGCACUGUCCUGACGGGCUGAGCGCAGCAGAGUGCGACGAUCUCAUGGCGAGGGUCAAAGCAGUGCUGGCCACUUUUGGCAUCGAGCACUGCACCGUGCAGCCCGAGUUCCUCGCCUCGGACGGUUCGGGAGCAGUGCGGUCAGUCUGCAGCUUCUGCUGCGGGCAGGAGUGUGCGGAGAAGCUCUGCUGCUCACCGCAGGGGGAUGAUCCCCAUAUUCCCAAGACGGGGAGUCCUGUCUGUGUCCAGGAGGAGAAACCCUGCUCUCCAGCGCCACCGUGUGUUGAUGAGAUCAGAGAUGUGAUUAUUGAGAACACGUACCUGUGAUUGAACAAGGUUGUUGUUAUUUUUGUGAACUGACAGCCUGUAAUUACUGUACAUGAUGAGACUCCAGCAAUAAACAUUUUUAAUAAAUGCAAAAUUAGUUGAGUUUAUCACUACGGAGACUAAACACUGGUUUAUUCAGAACUAAAGCACUGAGGAGAGGAUCAUAACAAAAUAAUUUCUAAAUCUGUAACAAGUAAAGCCAACUGCAGCUGUCAUAUUUGAUACACAAGGCCUCCAAAUGAUCAACGUGAUCAAAACUUGACUGAAAAACCUGUUGCACACAAUCUGCUACAUCAUGCCUUCUGUUGUCUGAUUCAUAGUUUAGUCUUUUUAGCAACUAAAAGUCCUUUUAGUUUACAAAUGCUUUUGGUUCAUGUGUUUUUUUGCUGUUAAAUCCUUGACUUUUAUGAAGUAAACAUAAGAGUAACUUUUAUUUUGUCAGUAGGCUAAUAUUUCAAGUAGUGCUGUCAAACGAUUAAUCAUGAUUAAUCGCAUCCAAAAUAAAGGUUUUUGUGUUUACAUAAUAUAUAUGUGUGUA